Molecule: messenger RNA, 4786 nt
Organism: Mytilus californianus (California mussel)
Lineage: Eukaryota; Metazoa; Mollusca; Bivalvia; Mytilida; Mytilidae
Exons: 18
Coding region: 201-3347 (1048 amino acids)
Biological process (GO): protein phosphorylation; positive regulation of kinase activity; multicellular organism development
Cellular component (GO): signaling receptor complex
Molecular function (GO): transmembrane receptor protein tyrosine kinase activity; ATP binding; protein binding
Source: RefSeq, a predicted model, not a curated record
GUUCUCAUCUCAGACCUUGUUAUCCCGGGAAGUGUUAUGGCAGUACAUGUGUCUGCUCAGAUGGAUUUGGUGGAGGGAGCUGCUUAAAUUUGCAAAGCCGUGAUUUCUUGCCAACUAUAGAGAAGAUCAAUGCCACCUUCACCUAUCACCAAGAAACGAAAAAUAUAGAUCAAUACAGUUACAAAAGUGAUGCCACUCACAUGACAACGGCUGACAUAACAUGGACAAACCAAGGGAAGUUCAAUAAGCUGGAAUUUCAUUUGAAAGCCUCAUUAGACGAUAAAUAUGUAUUUUCCCGUAACCCAAGUCUACCAAGCUACAUCAGGACGGUAAAGUUUGGGAUUGUUUCUGCCAAUGCAACUGUUAUACAUACGAAACUGAGAAAUGGAGGUCACAUUGAGGCAAAACGUAGAAACCUUGAAUGCCCGAAUCUUUCUAGUACAACACCGAAAACCGAUUUAUCAUGCGAUUUGAAAACCACUUAUAUAAUACAGUUUGACUCCGGUGACAGGUACAAGAUACAUUUUUCUGUAAGUACUGGUGGAUACAGACAACUUUUAAGAAAUGGUUAUUACUAUGCUCAACAAACCUAUAAUGCCAUUAAGACCGAAAAUUCAAUGGAACUACGUUUUGAUUACGACGACCCAAUUCACUGUUCUGAAGAUUCUAGCUGUACUUCGGGAGAAGUUCCAUUCAUUUUACGUCACGAUGUUACAAAGGGUGCACUUAAUCCCCAUUGGUCUGGAUGGAAAGACGAGUUAUCAGGAAUAUUGAGAUAUGUAUUUGAAGUUUGGAAAAUGGAGUAUAGUUACGACCACAAAGGAUUAAGGGAACCUCUCAUCAAUAGGACCUUUAAUCCAGUACCUUUGUUUAUACAAGAAGUGAAUGGCAGCGACAAUAUUUCCUUUCCGACCUAUGAACCCAAUGCCCCUGGUGUGUACUCAACCAUACUAGAAGUAAAUGAUAAAGCGAACAAUUCUAAAUAUGCAAGACAAGUAGCAAUAUAUGACAGAACGUCUAAUAUAUCAACUAGCUCUGCAAAUGUGAUUAUUGUUACCACUGCGUCCGAACUGUCAAAUUUUACAUGGCAAACAAGUCAGUUUUCGAAAAUUGAUGUUACAUGGUCUGGUCAUUUCGUGAAUGAAGUUCAUGAAAAGGGAUAUUUCCUUGAAAAAGUACUUGAAUACGCCCCACGCCUUGAUGAUGGAAAAGCAGGAAGGCGUCAUGACUACAAGAAAAUAAUUCCGAGUUUUGAUGAUAAAACUGGUGUAAGAAAUAAAGCUGUAAUACCAAAUAUAAAAUCCAUCAUUCGUUUUGAGACUGUUGGUAUACCUGGUAUUCCUACGUCUGUAGCUCCAAAAAUGGGUUGGGAAGAUGUUGUACCUUUAAAUGACAAAAAAAGUUUCCCGCUUUUUGACAUUCGUGAUGGAGAUUCUUAUCAAUUUUGGAUUCGUGCACAUGAUGUAAUGGGUAAUAGUAAAGUUGAUGCUACUGCUGUACAUUUCGACAGAAGUAAACCUAUUGUUCAUUCGGUACAAAUUAAGUAUAACAUUGACGAUGGAGAAUACCCAUUCUCAAGCAGAGUGCGUGUUUCAGCAAGAGAUGACCACAGUGGAGUUAGAAAAGUAUCAUUCAGAUUUGUUGUAAAUGGAACUCUGAACGAAAAGGCAAAAAAAGAUUUCCUUAUUGAAACACAGUCAAAAGAAACAUGCAACCUCAUACCAAGUGAUUGUUACUGCGUUAAAAUGGGUGAAUGCUUCCUGAAAGACACUGUUUUAGAUAUUAACAACUGCUGGUUAAAGGUUCCAAUAAACCAAGUAGCCAACUUUGUUCUUUUGUUGGAAGUAACAGUGUACAACUCUGCAAUGUUAUCGUCUCAAAAAUACGAAAUUAUUGGAACGGUUAAACACUUGCAAGGUAUACAACAAUACUACAGCCCAUCAAAUAUUACUGUAGUAUCAAGAACUUCCUCUAGUGUCAGCAUUACGUGGAUCCAGGCAAAAACUUGUUAUGAACGAGCUGGAAUAGUCAUCAUCUUAUACACACCUGACAAUACGACAAAGAAGUUCCCAGUCGACAAAGAUGCUACAACCUUUGAUCUUUCAGGAUUAUCCUCUUUAACCUCGUAUUGGUUUCUUAUUUACACAAAGUAUGGAAACGACACGAAUGUUGUUACCAGUACAAAUCCUGCUAAGUUUGCAUUUACAACACGAAAAAAAGAGAUCGGUUUACCGCCAUCUGGAAUUGCAGGAAUAGUAGGAGGUUUUAUUGUACUUCUAAUAGUUGUUAUAAUUGUCUUGGUAUUCCUUGGAAGGACUGGACGAUUACAGCCAGCCAAACAACGUGUUACAGCCGGUAUACGUACAGUCAGAAAUACUAUUCGAGUGCGACCUACAACGCAUUCAUUAAAUAAUCGGGCCACCGUUUCGAAGGAGGACGACGAUAUUUACUUCUACGGUGGAAUGGAGAUGAAGGAAAACAAUAUGAAAAUAUCGCGCAAAGAUAUAUCUUUGGAAUCUGAAUUGGCUCGCGGAAGAUUUGCUGUGAUUUUCCUGGCGAAGUAUUACAAUAAAAGCGAGUGCCAUGAAGUUGUUGCAAAAACAUUAAAAGAUGACCAGAAAGCAGAAGCCAUUAUGAAAAUGAAAGCGAAAAUAAAUUUCUAUACUAAGAAAGUUGGUCGUCAAAAAAAUGUAUUGGAGUUUAUUGGCAGUGUUGAAGAUGAAGUUCGUGGACCAAUGAUGAUACUAGAAUAUUGUUCAAAGGGGGUUCUGAAGCAAUUUCUAGAAGCAAUAAAGUCAAACAUGUCCGUUGACAUUGAAGAAAAACUGUUUAGAAUGGUAUUUGGAAUAUGCCAAGGAAUGGAUUUUUUAGCCUCAAAGCAAGUUGUUCACAGACGUUUGGCUGCACGGAAUAUAUUACUGAAUAGCAUGUAUGAACCAAAGAUCACAGGAUUUGGUCCAGACCCUAGUUAUGACGAAGGAGAGGACAACCCUGGGAAUGAACGAAUACCUAUCAAGUGGGUGGCUCCAGAAUGUAUGAAGUCAACACAAUAUGCCAAUGAGUUGAGCGACGUUUGGUCUUUCGGAAUUGUCAUGUGGGAAAUAUUCUCACUCGGUGAAACACCGUAUCCCGGAUUACAGAGCAGAGAAGUCCCAGGGAAAUUAAAAAAAGGAUACAAGAUGACGAAGCCAGAACUUUGUGAUGAUGCAUUCUAUGCAGUAAUGCUGAAAUGUUGGCAUUAUGAUCCUCGGAAACGUUCAGGUUUUGAACAACUUAAGGAACAGAUGAAUAGCAUGUUCACCGAGGCUCCUGGGGAUGAUUAUUAUUACAGAACAAACGAUCUGUAAACGUUAAUGUCAAAUUUGAUGAACACACAGAUUGCCAAUUAUAUGGAUUAUUCAAAAGAUUUAACACAGCUUGAACAAUUGCAUCGUUUUCAUGUACUUAUAUUCCGUUUUCUUUCUUUUCUUUUUCAUUGUAUUAGAAAUAAAUUGUAGAUUUAAAAGUAGCCGUGUAGCACUGCAUACAUUAUGUUCAAUUAAAUAUUUGAUCGAUAAUUCUAUUUAAGCUGAGAACAGCAGAAACAGAAAGACUUUAUCUAUAAUAUUGUGUUACUAUUAUAUGGAAAGAACUAUUUCAAGAACGCUUUAUUAUAGCUUGAAAAAUUGCAUUGCAUUCGUAUACUUUUAUUGCUUUUUUAAUUCUUUUUUUAUUUUACUGUAAUACCAAAUAUUGUACAGCAAUUCAUUAUUUAAAAUCAAAGAAUUGACAGAAGAAUACAAAUUAAGUUAAUGACAGUAAAUAAAAAGGAAAGAAAGACGUUAUGUAUAUUUCUAUAUAAAAAGAACUUCUGGGGAAGCAAUCGUUUUCAAAUAUUUUGAGAAACUAAUGUUUUGAUCUCCGUGCUAGAUUUGGAAAAAAAUAAAUAAAAAGGAUUAUAUAUUUAUAAAUCAUGAUAAAUCAAAGUAGACAAGUAUAUCCUUCCUCAUAUUAUCGAAACAACCGCACGUUUCUUAAUAACAAACAUUUUUUAGUUGUACGGAUGCCUUAUUGGUAUGCGUUUUCGCAGAAUUGUAGGUCAACACUUCAAUGGGUAUGGACAUCUUACAAUAAGUUACGUAAAACUGUUUUCAUUAAUUGAACAAUUUAAAAUUAGAAAUAACAAGUACAUCAUUUUUUAAUUAAUAAAACUACAUUCAGUCUUUGAAAUUUUUGUUGUUAGAUUUUAUGUCUAGGGGAUGACCUUUUGAUUUUCUUGGGAGGGGGCCAGGAGGAUUAAAUGGCUUGGCCUGGUAAGAAAUGGAAAUAAAAAACUUUGCAUAAGACAGAAUGAAAAUGAAUAUUAUGCAACAAAAAUGCAGGGAACAAAUGUGUACAAAAUGAAAAUAAAUUUUCGCUUGGAAAAAAAAUAAGCAUGCAUAGCAACAGAUGAAAGCAAAUGAUAAAUCCGGGAAAUUCUUCCUAACCCCUCCCUCUAAUAUCAAAUGGUCGUCCCCCUUCUAUAAUUGAACGGAGAACUAAUAUCGAACGUGUUAUAUUUGUCCACAUGCCACUAACUUUGCAUUCAAGAUAUAGACUCCAAUAAUAUAAUGUAUAAGCAAAAUUUUUUUUCUUGAGUCAUAAGUUACUAAACUUUUGUCACGUUCAUGACAUUUUAAAUAAUAAUAAUAAUCUUUUAUACAAGAACCUCAAAGUGCAAUGCUUUGUCGCUGGAUCACCUACAUGUAUACUUUUCAGUUAGAUUUUUAAAUUAGAAAAAAAAAUCAAUAAAAAAAAAUGUAUUUUU